Messenger RNA from Rhopalosiphum padi (bird cherry-oat aphid), 1590 nucleotides. RefSeq names its product histone deacetylase 8-like. NCBI's taxonomy places the organism in Eukaryota, Metazoa, Arthropoda, Insecta, Hemiptera, Aphididae. Gene Ontology annotation, molecular function: histone deacetylase activity. The transcript has 9 exons. The record is from RefSeq and is a predicted model, not a curated record. The coding region runs from base 411 to 1508 and encodes 365 amino acids.
AUCGUAGAUAAUAGAUAAGCAUUGUCCGUUUUGGCGUUUAAGUUUAAUAAUAUUUUAAUAAAUUAUAGUACACUGUUAUUCAUAUAAUGAUGUAUUAGGUAGAAGGUACAGUAAUAUUAUAAUAAAAUACGUUUUUGUUGGUUUCUAGUACCUUGAACUUCGCCUAAAAAAAAAAAAAAAAAACAAUUAAUUUACACUGUACUUUUUUAUAGUUUCGUUUUGUUUUUAUUUUUGUAGUUCAUAGAAUGUUUGAAUUUCAACUACCUCAAAGUGGUUCUUGUACUGUUACCUGACAAAUGUAGAUUUUUAAAAUAAUAAUGUAUGUAUUUACCUAUAGUUUUUAAUAUUUAAAAAUUGCUAGUUAUGGAUCACAGUGUGUGUUAUAUUUCUGACCCACAACUAAUCAAAGAAUGCUGCAAAAUUCCAAAUAUCUCAAAAAGAGUAAGACUGGACAAGCUUAUCUAGUUGAUAGUCUCAUUAAGGCAUAUCAACUUUCUGAUCAUAUGGAUGUAUUUAAGGUGAAUCCUUCGUCAUAUGAAGAUCUCAUAGGAUUCCAUUCUAGUGCAUAUGUCGAUUUUCUAAAGAAAUUGAAUGACAACAACAGUUCUAUCACAGAUACUGAAGACGAAUAUGGAAUAGGUUAUGAUUGUCCAGCAGUAAAAGAUAUAUGGCAAUUUAUUACAUAUAUCUCGGGAGCUUCAUUAACUGCUGCAAAAGCAUUAACAACUAUGAAAUACAGAUUUUCUAUAAACUGGUGUGGAGGUUGGCAUCAUGCACUAAGAGAUUCGGCUCAAGGUUUUUGUUAUGUCAAUGAUAUAGUUCUGGCCAUUGAGAUGUUAAGAAAAACAUUUGGGAAGGUGUUGUAUAUUGAUAUUGAUGUUCAUCAUGGCAAUGGUGUUGAGUAUGCAUAUAUGGCUACAGAUAAAGUUUUUACGCUUUCAUUUCAUCAAUAUGAACCUGGUUUUUAUCCUACCAGUGGAUCGUUAGAUGAUAUCGGAAUAGAUAAAGGAAAAUAUUAUACUGUAAAUGUACCAUUUAAAGAAGGAAUAAAUGAUGAUAAAUACAUAAUUAUGUUUCAAAAAAUUAGUAAUAUGGUGAAUAGUUCCUAUAAUCCAAAAUGUAUUGUUGUACAAUGUGGAGCGGAUAGUUUAGUUGGAGAUCCAAUUGGUGGAUUUAACUUGACACCAAAAGCAUUAGCUGAAUGUGUAAAGAAUGUAAUGAAAUGGGAAAAACCUACAUUAUUUCUUGGUGGAGGUGGAUAUAAUGAAGCAAAUGUUGCACGUUGUUGGACAUAUUUAACUGCAAUUAUUACUGGACAAGAUGAUUCACUAUCUAGUGAUAUUCCAGAUAAUGAGUAUUUUUCGGCUUAUGGUCCAGACUUUACUUUGGAUAUUAAUCCAGGAAAUCGAAAAGAUUUUAAUUCGUUCAAUAAUUUGAAUAACAUUUUCGGUGUUAUUGCAAAAAAUAUGAAAAUAGUAAAAGAAUUAGUACGCAAGCAAGAACAAUAAUUCAUCAAUAAAACAAUGUAUUCUUUAAAAAAAAUUGUAUUUAUUAAUAUUUAAAAAUACAAUUUUUAUAGUUAUAAACAUA